This is a messenger RNA of Bradysia coprophila, 942 nucleotides long. RefSeq lists its product as uncharacterized. Lineage: Eukaryota; Metazoa; Arthropoda; Insecta; Diptera; Sciaridae. The record is from RefSeq and is a predicted model, not a curated record.
UUUGACCUAUACAUCAAUCAUGUCAUAUUCGAUUGGAAAAUAAUUUAUUUUUGACGAACAUUGAAAUGAAGAAUUUUCAAAUAUAUUUUCUGGUUUUCCUUGUGGUGUGGUAUACGAACUCUUCCGAAUACAGUGUGAUGGCACAGAAUCAUCUGCAAAAACGUUCAAGCCGUUCGAAUAACUACGUCCAGUUCGCUACUGAAGUGGAUAAUGGGGGCGACGGGAAUAAUUCCGGGCAGAGUUGCAACGAUAACAAUAAACUAACAGCUGGCAACAGCAAACAAAGAGCUUCAAAUAUUGCUCAGAAGGCUGCCCAGGAAGCUAAAGCUGCCUCAGAUGCACAAGCAGUUGCUGGACAGCAAGCUUCACAUCAAGUCAAAGCGCAACUAGCUGAGAAAGCUUUACAGGCUGCCAAGGCAGCGGAAGCUGCCCUAGCUGGUAAACAAUCGAUCGUCGAACAACUCGAGCAAGAAGUCCGAGAAGCCGAGGCUGUCGUUCAGGAGGAAGGAGCCUCUUUACAACAGGCUCAAGCUAAUGUCAACGCGGCAAUGCAAGCCGCACAACAAGCAACAACGCAACUGAAAACUUUGACGGGAGCAGUACAAACCGCCCAGGCAAAUGUGGGAAAUUCGGAACAAGCAGCUCAGGGAGCGCAACAAGCUUUAUCAGAAAAAAACCAAUUGAUGGAAGCAGCCAAAAAUCGUGUGGAACAAUUACUUCGACAGCUGAGUUCAGCGAGAACAGAUUUCGCAAAUACUAAACAGGCUGCUUAUAAGGCAUCAGCUGCAGCUCACGAAGCCAAGGUUAAUGCUGCACGGAACAAACGGAUGUCGAUGUACUUUAGACGAAUGGCAGGAAAGCAUUACAAUAAAUGAGUGUCCGAAGGCUUAUUUAGAUUCUGUUAUGUUCAUACUGUGUAUCUGCCUUUCAAUAAAACGCCAA